AUGGCAGCUGGAUUACUCUGGGACACGGUCCUUAUCUUCUGGCGCAUGAUCAUCAACAUCUUCUUUAGAGAGAUCAGACCUAGAGGAGCAUUCAAUAUCCCUCGAGAUGGGCCCGUGCUCUUCAUCUGCGGUCCGCAUGCGAACCAGUUCCUGGACCCGCUACUGCUCUUUUCAGAAGUGCGGAAGGAGGCUCAGAGGAGGGUAGCGGUGCUCAUUGCUGCCAAGAGUAUGCAAAGGAAGUUUGUCGGUAUAGCCGCUGGCAUGAUGGACAGUAUCCCCGUGGCUCGAGCUGCAGACGAGGCCAAAGCAGGCGCCGGCCGGAUUCUCCUCUCUUCUACCGACCCCCUCAUUGUUACUGGUCUCUCCACGCAAUUCACCUCCCAAGUCAAGCCUCGGUCCCAGCUCGUCCUUCCCAAAUCUGGCGGAUACGCCACAGCGACGGUACACGAGGUCAUCUCCGAUACGGAGCUCAAGCUCAAGGGGGAAUUCGUGGUGGCUGGUAAAGACGCGAGUACGAACGUCAAGGCGUCGUCCAAGCUCAGGGAUCAGGGAGGCGAGGGGUGGCAGUACAAGGUGCUUCCAUAUGUGGAUCAGGAGGAUACAUACGGCGCGGUCUUUCAGCGCUUGAAUGAGGGAGGGUGUAUCGGGAUCUUCCCGGAAGGCGGCUCGCACGAUCGGACAGACUUCCUCCCCCUCAAGGCCGGCUUCUCUAUCAUGGCUCUCGGCGCCAUGGCCGCUAAUCCCUCCCUGGACGUCAAGCUCGUACCCGUCGGUCUCUCCUAUUUCCACCCGCACAAGUUUCGUUCGCGCGCAGUCAUCGAGUUCGGCCCGCCAAUAAGCGUCCCGCCCGAGAUGGUCGAAAUGUACAAAGCGGGCGGCGCGCGGAAGCGAGAUGCAUGUGGUAAGCUGCUUGAGCAGGUACAUGAUGGGUUGAGGGCGGUGACUCUGCGCGGACCAGAUUGGGAGACUAUGCAGGUCAUUCAGGCUGCACGAAGGCUGUACCGUACCCCCGGCCAACACCUCACUCUCGGCCAAGUCGUCGAGCUUUCGAAACGCUUCAUGGAGGGUUACCUGCACUACCAGCACGAGCCCCGCAUCAUCGAGCUCCGAAAACGCGUCAUUGCAUACAACAGACUUCUCCGGGAUAUGGGAAUCGCCGACCACCAAGUCGAGCGCGCGAGUAAUCGGAGCAUCAAGAGUCUGCUGCUGCUCGUAUACCGCACUGGCUUGUUGCUCUGGUGGGGACUGCUCAGUCUUCCGGGGGUGAUACUGCACGCGCCGGUCUUUAUCCUGGCGAAGCUCAUCAGUCGAAAGAAGGCAAAGGAGGCGCUGGCGGCAUCGACGGUCAAGAUCCAGGGGAGGGACGUGCUCGCCACCUGGAAAGUCCUCGUCUCGAUGGCGGUCGUCCCCCUGCUCUACGUCUCGUAUGGCGCCAUCGCUACCUAUCUCACCUAUCACUACGACCUCUUCCUCGGGUAUCAGCGCUACGUACCGCCCGCGCUGGUAUUUCUCAUUCUGCCUAGUCUGGGAUAUGCCGCAUUGAAGUUUGGCGAGGCUGGAAUGGAUGUGAUGAAGUCUUUACGACCACUUUUCCUUUCGAUUGUACCCAACCAACAUGAAGUCAAUAAACUCCGGCGGAUGCGCGAGGGGUUGACGAAUGAUAUCUCGGAGAUCAUCGAUGAGUUUGGACCUCAGCUAUACGAGAACUUUAACAAGGAUCGUAUGCUCCCCUCCUCCUCGGUGCCCCAGACAGGCCGACACCAGGGCCUCAUGUCGCGCAAGGCCCAGGCGUCCGAUUCGGUCCUCUCCCACCCCAUGCUGUGGCUCGACGAGCGGAUAUUCGGAUGGAACCGAUCGGCCGGGCUCGGCCAGUCCGUCUGGGGUGCCCCUUCAGCCGGUCUCGGUCGAGAUCGAUCUCGCUCCAAUCCACCUACCGCCCCCUCCUCCCCGGCCGAAAGUGACGACGAGCAAGAAGAGGCCGAUGUCGACUAUGACGACGUGCUCGCUGUCAUCGACAAUGGCCGGCGGUAUUCCGGGAGCAGUGCGGACGGGUGGCCGGAGAGUCCGCGGGGCGGGAGGAAGAGGGGCGGGAAGAGCUACGUGGAUAUGCAGAAUCUGCGGGAAGGCAGAGGGGAGGGGAGCCCGAUUGGGAUCAAGAUGUCGUUGGGGGAGGAGGAUGAGGGGAAUCGGCUGUUAUUGAGGAAGAAAGCGGAUGAGGCAAAGGGGUCGCCAUGA
This is a messenger RNA of Dioszegia hungarica, 2235 nucleotides long. RefSeq lists its product as uncharacterized. Gene Ontology annotation, molecular function: glycerol-3-phosphate O-acyltransferase activity; glycerone-phosphate O-acyltransferase activity. NCBI's taxonomy places the organism in Eukaryota, Fungi, Basidiomycota, Tremellomycetes, Tremellales, Bulleribasidiaceae. Gene Ontology annotation, cellular component: endoplasmic reticulum membrane. The record is from RefSeq and is a predicted model, not a curated record. Bases 1 to 2235 code for a protein of 744 amino acids. Gene Ontology annotation, biological process: phospholipid biosynthetic process. The transcript has 10 exons.